GCAGUACUUAGUAAGCGCGGCCGAGGCGACGACUCCGCAGUUCGCGAUCCGCUCACGAGCCGUACGGAUAAGAGAUAUAUUUUUUGCACGAGAGGCUCAUCUGGCCCCUAGCCAAUACCUAUAUCUAUCUGUGCAUCUCACACAGUCCGCUGCGGCAUUUCAAGUUUUUCGUUGUUUUUUUUUGUGAACUGCGUCGAUCGAGUGAAAGAGCGAGAGUCCGAGGCACUUGUUGCUCGCUCCGUUCGUUCAGCCGCAAGUGCACCAUCGUAAGCUUCAAGAGGGCAUCGAACAAUCAUCGAUUCCGUUUUCAGCGCGUAAAAGUUGGCCGUACGCAACGAGAGGGCCAAAAGCCCAAAAAGCAGCUCCUUCGCGAGGCGCAGCUACACAGCGGAGGAAUAGCAAAAAUCAGCGCCUGUCGUUGUCCCGUCGAUUGUCGAAAUAAAGGACAGCUGCUACGCGCCUGCGUGUGGCGUAAUAUAAACAUUAUAUAGAGAGAAGUGAGAAAGAGAGAGCCCCUGCCGGAGAGACUCUGGAGAGUAUCGCGCGGGGCUGCUGCUGCUGCUGCUGCUAUAUAUCUGCACUAUUCGGACUCGCUAUACAGUGCAGUAUACCUCACAUAGCGCAUUUAUACACACAAGCUUAUAUACAUCGAGUAGCACGCAAGGGAGAGCCGAGUAUAUAGAGAGCGCGAUUAUACGAGGAGGCAGAGAGGCUCUCUCGCUUGGCCUGCCAAGUGCUGCACCGUCGACCGGACAACGCAUCGCAUCUCUGUAUACAUACAUUAGUGGCUUCUCUCUCUUUCUGUGCUGCUGCCACUGGCUGCAUCCUACAGCGCAGUACAAGCCGCUAUACAAAUUAGCGCUGGGCUUUUGUACUGCGUUCUUCGGGGGCCGAGUGAGAGAAUAUACACUGCUCGUGUGCAUAUUCGACGGGCACGUCUUAACUCCGAUCCAGUGACCGGACAGCCGCGUACGUCAACAUGUCGAGCAACAACGCCAAAUUCGCCUCGGACGAGACGCUCGGAGGCGUCCCUACCGCCCCGUCACCCGAGUCAGUUGAGUCAUCCGAGCUUGCGAUACCGCUGUGGAAGAGCUACUUUAUGAAAAAGUCAUGGGUGGUCUGCCCGACGCCGGUCGACCGCGUGACUCCUUUGCCCUUCGGCAGCGGUAGCGAGGAGUACCUGCGACUCCUGAGGGACGCCCAGCGCGACUCGACCCACUCGUCCGCCAGGCACUCCCUGGCCUCCUCGAGGCGCGACACACCGAGAGACAGUCCCAAGAGCCCUCCCAACAGUCCCAACAACGAAUUGUCGACGGAGGAUGAGCUCAAAGGAGUCUACAUCAAUCACACCAAUCACAAGGAUGACUUUGACAAAGGAUCCGACUGGAUUUACGAUUGGAACACGAAAAUGGAAACGAGCGGACCAAAGGAGUUGAAAUUGAAACAAGCACUCGGAAUGGUUGGUAGGCGAAAAACAUACAGCAUAAGGACAGCCAAGGUGGGCAAGAACGGCCUAUUUUCCAAAGAAGUUAUCUACACGCUCUUUCUGACGAACAUACUUUCGCUCAUCAUUGGUACUGGCAUUGGUGUUUGGCUGACUAGGCGAGGCCUCAUGGUUUCGCGCAUCACCUUCGAAUGAGAGACGAGAACUUGAGCAGCAGCAGGAUAGCAAUAGUUUGAGAGGAGAGGCGUAAAAAAACUCUACGUACCGAAAAACACCGCGUUAACGGAUUAAUGGCAUAAUAAAGUAGGCGAUUACGCGUGAACUUACAUCGAACGAGUUGCUAUUUAUCGCUAAGACUGAAAAAGAUGAUAGAGGAAAAAAAGUAAAGGAGCCGACAGAGCAUUUGCCAACUUUCGGUAGAAUUUUAAAAUUGAAUCUGCGAUAAAUGCUAUUGUAUACACACACAACUAUCUAUUAUUUUCUUAUAUUGAUAUUCUCUACGCCUGAUCGUUUUAUAAUACAUAAUUACAGUGUCAUUCUCUUAAGCGCUGAUGACUUAAGCGUUCUUGUCGUAUAAGCUGAUAUUUAGUGAGAUAUACACAUAUAUUAUAUAAUUGUACGUAAAUAAAUAUUAAUCCGUAUCAUUAUUUACACAUAAAUAUUUGUUUAUAAAAUUAAACUUGAGAAAUUCGUACAAAAAAUUUGCGUCUAACCUGAAUUUAAAAAAGUCACGCUCGAGUAAACUUCUCAAGUGCAAAGUGAAAUAUGAAAAAUGUAAAAAAAAAAGGAAUUUAACAGAAUCAAUUUGUCCAUUUUAUACUGUUUCUAACGCGUUUCCACUUGAAAUAGCUAUUAAAUAAAUGUAGUUUUCAUAUAGUAUUUAUCUUUAUAACAAUCUACAAAAAGGAGGGAACAAAAUGAGUCAUGCCAUUUGGGUACAGUUUUUGAUGACACUAAAAUGAUGAUAAAAGUUUUUGCAUUUGCCAAUUAUUAUUAGACUUCCAAAUACAUGUGAAAGUAAUCAUUUAUAUAAAAUCAAUGCGAUUUCUAAUAAGAAAAUUCUAUGCAGUAACUUGAAAUUCAUUAUUGCUGUGGGUGAUAUUAUGAUAGUUUUAAACAAAGAUAGUAGAUGUGACGGAGAAUUCGAUGGUUGAGUAUAAUUUGAGAGUAACAGUUGAAUGUUUGAAGUAUUUUUAAGAAAAUUUUUGAUACUGAACGUAAAAAGUUGUGAAAAUAUCCAUAUUUGAUUUGACCGUCGAAUUCAAAUCUCCUUUCAAAAAAUCUUUGUCCUCCUUUGUGUAAACAGUACCUGUUUAAAUGAGUUUCUUCAAUUUUAUGAGUAAAUCGUGCCCAAAAAAGUGUACAUAAAAAUUUAUUAUAAUUAAAAAUCGUUUACUGUAUAAUUUAUAAAUUUGAAGCAACGCAAAAAUAUGAACUUACUUCAUACCAUAUAUUUUAUAAAUGCGAUAAUCAUCUUUUCAAAUUAAAUGAAUUUAACUUGAAAUUUUGAUGAUAAACUAGUUGAAAACAAUUCCGACAAAACAAUGAAACAGUAAUUGACUACAUGUAUCGUAAAUAUUCAAUCUUACAGUUAAUUGUUUUCUUUGAACGUUCAAAUGUAAUUGCUACAAUAACGAGAUGUUUUUAAAUCUCCUCCGAAGAUAAUUUUAAUUGAUCUUUACAAGAGUAUCACUUAAAAAUUCAUUCUUCAAAGCAUUUUUUAAAUUUGUUGAAUAUAAAAAUAAAUAAAUGCAUGUUUCAAUUCUUAUAAAAAAGUUCUAAGAGUGAAACGUUUUUAUACGUUUCUUCAGUAUAUGGAAAGUUUCGUACGGCGUUGUAGUCUUAAUAACGAUAUUUUUCAAGCCUGACUAAAUGUUUAUCCAGCACAAUUUUUAUAAUUCAAAGUAAAGCAGUUCUCUGCGAUUUUAUUGCGUACAACUAAGGACUGUGCAUGUAUAGAACUGAAAUAUUGACCAUAAUUAAUUGUAAGCUUUUUUCAGGUGAAUCAAAGUUAUUUAUAAUAUUUAACUUAUUUGUAAUAAAUAUUUUUAUCAUUCAAAA
Messenger RNA from Trichogramma pretiosum, 3505 nucleotides. It is a transcript of the gene BNIP3, whose product is annotated as BCL2/adenovirus E1B 19 kDa protein-interacting protein 3. Gene Ontology annotation, cellular component: mitochondrial outer membrane; mitochondrial envelope; nucleus. Lineage: Eukaryota; Metazoa; Arthropoda; Insecta; Hymenoptera; Trichogrammatidae. Gene Ontology annotation, biological process: positive regulation of apoptotic process; mitochondrial outer membrane permeabilization. The record is from RefSeq and is a predicted model, not a curated record. The coding region runs from base 980 to 1639 and encodes 219 amino acids. The transcript is spliced from 7 exons.